Callorhinus ursinus (northern fur seal) is the source of this 1152-nucleotide messenger RNA. The record is from RefSeq and is a predicted model, not a curated record. Lineage: Eukaryota; Metazoa; Chordata; Mammalia; Carnivora; Otariidae.
AAAAUGGGCCCAGUAGGUGCAGAGGCUGAUGAGAACCAGACAGUGGACGAAAUGAAGGUGGAGAAGUAUCAUCCAUGGCAAACCACUCCCAGAGGUGAGCUGGCCCCCGACCCUGAGCCAGAGCUUAUAGACAGCACCAUGCUGAUUGAGGUACGGAUUAUCCUCAUAUUAGCUUAUUGCUCCAUCAUCUUGCUUGGGGUAAUUGGAAACUCUUUGGUGAUUCAUGUGGUGAUCAAAUUCAAGAGCAUGCGCACAGUAACCAACUUUUUCAUUGCCAAUCUGGCUGUGGCAGAUCUUCUGGUGAACACCCUGUGCUUGCCAUUCACUCUUACCUACACCUUAAUGGGGGAGUGGAAAAUGGGUCUUGUCCUAUGCCACCUGGUUCCCUAUGCCCAGGGCCUGGCAGUACAAGUGUCCACCAUCACCUUGACAGUCAUUGCCCUGGACCGGCACCGUUGCAUCGUCUACCACCUGGAGAGCAAGAUCUCCAAGAGAAUCAGCUUCCUGAUUAUUGGCAUGGCCUGGGGCAUCAGCGCCCUGCUAGCCAGCCCCCUGGCCAUCUUCCGCGAGUAUUCGCUGAUUGAGAUUAUUCCUGACUUUGAGAUUGUGGUCUGUACAGAGAAGUGGCCUGGUGAGGAGAAGAACAUCUAUGGCACUGUCUACAGUCUUUCUUCCUUGUUAAUCCUGUAUGUGCUGCCUCUGGGCAUCAUAUCCUUUUCCUACACCCGUAUCUGGAGUAAACUCAAGAACCAUAUGAGCCCUGGAGCUUCCAACGAUCACUACCAUCAGCGAAGGCAGAAAACCACCAAAAUGCUGGUGUGUGUGGUCGUGGUGUUUGCGGUCAGCUGGUUGCCUCUCCACGCCUUCCAGCUUGCUGUGGACAUCGACAACCAUGUCCUUGACCUGAAGGAGUACAAACUCAUCUUCACCGUGUUCCACAUUAUCGCCAUGUGUUCCACCUUUGCCAACCCCCUCCUCUAUGGCUGGAUGAACAGCAACUAUAGAAAGGCUUUCCUCGCAGCCUUCCACUGUGAGCAGAGGUUGGAUGCCAUCCACUCUGAGGUGUCUGUGACAUUCAAGACUAAAAAGAACCUGGAAGUCAAAAAGAACAAUGGCCCCCAGGACUCUUUCACGGAGGCUACCAGCGUCUAA